Leishmania major strain Friedlin is the source of this 1878-nucleotide messenger RNA. RefSeq lists its product as hypothetical. NCBI's taxonomy places the organism in Eukaryota, Euglenozoa, Kinetoplastea, Trypanosomatida, Trypanosomatidae. The record is from RefSeq and is a predicted model, not a curated record. The transcript has a single exon. The coding region runs from base 1 to 1878 and encodes 625 amino acids. Gene Ontology annotation, molecular function: metal ion binding.
AUGGGUGGCUGCUGCAAGGGAGCGCGGUGUCCAUUCUCGCAUGAGCUGGUGCAGCUGCCGCCGAAAGGCGUCGACGCGUCGGGCGGCUACUUCAUUAGCGGUAACGUUGCAAACUACAGGGCAGCGGCGUCCACCUCGACGGCUUCGCCGUCGUCGCGCAGCUUCGUCGGUCGGUGGGACGACCCGACCGCGUCGAGCAGCACCGACGGCUUGUCAACCCUUGCGUCGCCUUCCUCGUGUUGCGUGACGACAGGCACGUCUCUCAGUGCUGAAGCGAAGGAGUGGGUCGGAGCUGACAGCGCAGCCACCUCCUCCUCUGCCAACUCGGCCACCGCCUCCAUCACGUCCGUUCAAUCGCUGCGAGGUGCGGCCUCCCCGACCUUUUGCGUGAGCUCCAGCUCUCUUCGCUACAGGUCUGCGGCCUUGCGUCGCACUGCCCAGCAGGUGUCACCGCUGCCCAUGCCGCAUUCUCAGCGGGACUCUCAGCCUCAGCCCCAGCAAGCUCAAACGCAGCUGCAAUCACAGCAGUCGCAGAAGCCGCAGCCGUCGCCACCGCAGCCACAGCUACAUCAGCAGCACAAGCGUCAGUAUCAGCCGCCGCCUCAGCCACGCAGCGUCGCGAACGCUCUCUCCGCUCUACUCCCCAAUCACUCGGAGAGCAGUGCCGCUGCAGAGACACGCCACACAUCGGCGGCGCCUGCGCACCCCGCUGCCACAGCGCGCACCGUGUCCUUCACGCAGUCCUCUAACGGCUCUGGAUCGACGACUAUAGCUGCCCUCGCCUCUUUCUUCGACAUGCAGCGCGUUUCCACGGGCGCCCCUUCGGCGACGCCGUCCAGCGCCGCAUCGCAGCCAAGCAAAGUCGUCUUUGCCACUCGCCGCGACGAUCAGACGCCAGCCACCGCACCAACGCCAGCCACCGCGGCACCACCUCGGUAUACCGCCGCCUGCAUCACCCUCGCCGCCUCCAACCAGCGUUUUGAUCCCUCGCCCUCCGCUCCCAGCAUCCCGACCACGGCCACUCCCGCCCCUGCUCACGGCAGCAGCCGCUCGGCCACAACGAGUCAGCACAUGGAGGCUCCCCUGCCCCGCAGUCGCGAGGCCCUGGCUACCGGCGCGGAGCACCAAACUGCUACCGUGGCAAAGGCGCACGUGACGCAGAGUGCUGCCCCACCUUCGGCGGCGGCAGCGCCGACAUCGCCGCCACAGUAUGAGUCGCGUACUGCGUCCUCCGCUCAAACCCGCGUCAUGCCGCCGGCUCCCCGUUCGCAACAGCAGCAGGCAGCGCACCAGGCCCAGCAACUUCGUGCACAAGAAGAAGCGCAGCGCCAGGUGCAGAUCCAGCAGCAGCUCCACGCCCAACAACAGGCACAGCAACUUGCACAGCAGCAGGCUCAACUGCAACAGUUUCAGCAGCAGAUUCAGCCCCAGAAGCCGCCGCCCCCGCAGCAGACGGUGUACAUGUUGACCACCUCUCGUCCCCCGACCACCUCUACACCUCCGCACGAAGGUAUCGUUGCGCCUGAUCAGCUCCCACUCGGCUAUACCCUCGCCUACGCUGUGUCCACGCCUACACCAACCGCUUCCGCGGCCACCCCAAUCCUUAUCUCGGAGCAGCCGAGCGCCGCUCGCCCCACCUACACGUUGCUUUCUUCGUGCCCGCCGCAAUCGCAGCUACAGAGCUUUCAGACGGCAAAGGGAACGGUCUUGUACGCGACGCCGGCGCAGGUGCUUACCCAGGCCGCGGCGCCUAGCGAAAACGAUGCCCCUCGUCUAAUCCUUGUCAAUACCGAUGGCACUUUCACCGUCCUGCAAGCGGAAACGUUGGCGGCCACUGCCGGCCUUGGCCUGUCUCCGACCAUCAUGCGGGCGCACUAG